Molecule: messenger RNA, 2271 nt
Organism: Parathielavia appendiculata
Lineage: Eukaryota; Fungi; Ascomycota; Sordariomycetes; Sordariales; Chaetomiaceae
Exons: 4
Coding region: 1-2271 (756 amino acids)
Source: RefSeq, a predicted model, not a curated record
AUGGCUGCGUUGGACGUUGAAAAGCGAGCUGUACUUGCGCCUCCAACGCGCCGCACCCUCCCAUGCCUAGCACUCUUCCUCGGGGUCCUGGUCACAAUCUCAAUCGGGGCGAUAUCCCGCCGGUGUUCUGAAAAGACUUUUCUUUUCACCGGCUAUAUUGGUUCUCAAGCCGAUCAUUCUCACUUCAGGCUCAAGUCUCAGGCGGUCAACAGUCGGUCUCCAACCGCUAAGGCCGACGAGACAACAUCCGUUACGUCGUCGGCCGCGGCAUCGACCCCAACCGUCCUCAAGACCUUUGAGGUUGCUCAGCCGGUCUUGAUGCCCGACGGCCCGGCCGAGAGUGACGGAUCACCUCGCCAUGGGAAAGAUUAUUCGCCCGAGCAAUGCACCGUCCAGUUGAUGAGGCAUGAUUUUGCCUGGAGUUAUGACGCCCCGUUCGUCGGGACUUACACCCCGCCUGACUGUGAGUUUAAUCGGGUCGUGCUCAACUUCAGCGUUGUGAGCCAGGGUCGGCAGUUUGACCGCCUUGCCAUUAUGUAUUUUGGCGAUACUGAAGUCUGGAGAACUUCUACCGCCGAGCCCACAGCCCCUCCCGGGAUCAGUUGGAUAUAUCUCAAGGACAUGACUGAGUACAUGUACUUCUGGAAGUCCCCUCAGAAGAUUAUUUUCGAUCUCGGAAACCUCAUUAAUGACAAGUACACGGGCAUUUUUAACGCCACCAUGACCGCCAUCUUCCACAACGCCGACGUCCUAACUGAACAGGCACCCCCAAGCGACCUGAUUAUCCCAAUCUCAGCCCGUCACGGAGCAAAUAACUCAGUCAGCCGUUUCAUGUUGCCGGCCGAGAACGCAACCAACACCAUCAAUCUCCCGCGGAAUAUCCGCCGCGCUGUGUUCUCCGUCUCGGCCAACGGACAGGCAGGCGAGGAGUUUUGGUGGAGUAACGUGCUGCAGAACGACAUAUACACCUUCAACGCCACCGCUGGCGAGCUUCCCGGCUUGAGUCCUUUCCGUGAAGUUCAGGCGCUCAUCGACGGUCAGCUUGCUGGCGUUGAGUGGCCCUUCCCAGUCAUCUUCACUGGCGGUGUCGUGCCCUCGUUGCACCGUCCCAUCGUCGGCAUACACGCAUUCGAUCUCCGCGAGCACGAGAUCGACAUCACUCCGUUCCUGCCUCUGCUCUGCGAUGGCAAGAAGCACACUUUCACCAUCCGUGUCGCCGGCCUAAACAGCACCGGCAACAGCACCUCGGCCACCCCCCUGACCGACUCCGUCAACGAAAGCUGGUACGUCACCGGCAAGCUCUUCCUCUGGCUCGAUGACGACCCCUAUUCUAUUACCACUGGCGACGCCCCAACCAUCGUCAGCCCUCGCCCAACCAUCGUCAUCACCCGCUCGCUUACCACCACCCCAAACGGCACCAACGAAACCCUGACCUACACCACCUCGGUCCAACGCACCCUGCAGAUCACGGCCCGCAACCUCAAAACCCAACACUACUCGUCGUCGUCAUCAUCCUCCCCGGCAGCAUCCUGGUCCCAAUCCCUGCGGUACACCAACAAUGGCCACAUCACCGCCUUCGGCUAUGCCCAAGUCAACAACCUGCUCAUAUCGGGCAACGACACCGCCGUUCUGGUGCCCGAGAUGCCCUUCUCCACCUCCACCACUACCACCACCUCUCCCUCCUCCUCUUCCUUGAGGCCCAACGCCAGUGGCCUGUCAGUAUACCGCGCCGCGUACACCUACCCGCUCUUAUGCAACUCGUCCUACGCCGUCUCGCCGCAGGGCGGCAACCUAUCCAUCUCGGCGCAUCUCUGGCAGGGGAAGGAGUUGACUGUGGAAGGGCCGAGUGUGUUUGUUACGGGGUUGGAGGCCUUUUUCUCCUCCCGUCCUGGCGAUGAUGAUGGUGAUGGUGAGGAGGAUGGUUACAUUGCUGCUGCUGGUGGUGGUUGGUGGGGGAGGGGGGCCUUGGCCAGCAGACUGGAGACGAUCAAGGAGGGGACGGCUGAGUUGAGGCAGAGUGGGGAUGGGAGGGAGAGUAUCGGGUGGGGGGAGGCGAGGCAGGUUUUUUGGUUUGGGGUUGAAGCUUCUUCUUCUUCUCAUGAUCAUUGGAGGGUGGGGAGAAGGGAGGAGUUGUAUUAUAGGGAGGUGGAGGCUGUUAAUGGGACGGUGGUGGAGGAUUUGAGGCGGAUGAAGGGGAGGGAGGAGGAAGGGGGAAGUGAGGGUUGGAAGAGGACGGUGUUGGCGGACGCUGCGGCUUUGGUGUAUGCUUAA